AUGGAUGCCAGGAGGGACGGGGGUGAGUCUCGGGAUGGAGCCAAGCGCCGAGGCGUAUCGAUUGGGCCGCAAGCGAACCAGAUCCUGCAGCGUCUGUAUGAGCCAAAUCUAGGACCUGGCUCUGCUACAGAUGCCCGAGAUCUUCUGUCUCCAACGAAGCGUGCUGUCCCGACUAAAAGCAAUGCUGUUCUAAAGCCUAAAUUCCAGAGCCGAAUGAAGAAGAACGCGAGCGUAGUGACCUUCCUGAACGAUAUACCGUCACGAGCUCAAGCUGGAGUGCUGCCACCUUCAAUCUCUGCGUCGGGUAGCCCUUCUCUAUCAACGUCUGCCAGUAUGAUGAAUUUACCACCUGGAGUAAUGCAUCUUAGUCUCCAUAAGGCAUCUGAGAGGAUCAGAAACCUUCAAGAUAAGUCUCAUAUCUGCAGCACGACAAUGACCCGGACUCCGACACUAGCCGGUGAGGGGAACCAGAAGGGAGGAGAUUCAGGUCCAUACGCGUGUCUCUCGCCUGCGUCAAAGGCUGCGCAGCGUAAAGCGCUCGCAACGCAGUCGUCAUUUACAGCAUCUCUCAAUCUGGAUCCCAAAUAUCUGAAGGAAUUCAAAUCUGGCAACUUUUUGUAUCUUCGCAAAAAGAAAAACACCAAUCUCAUCAUGUACGCACUUGAAGUCGUGGAGCACUUUGAAGUGGAUCGCUCGAACUACUUCACGAUGAGUCUGGAAGGCGUGACGCACUUUACUACGGAACAUUCCGAAUUCUGGACGCUGGACAAGUGGGAGACGGAGCAUUCUCGUUUUAUGAAGAUGCUGGCGAUCCCCUUCUUCCAGAAGUAUAAAAUGUGGAAGAACUUCAACAUGUGGAAGACUUCGGUGCGUACAUUCAAAAUGCGCAACGCCAAGAAGGCUCUAAACGAGAGGCUCUUCCUCCUAGCGCCCAGCCUUCAGUCCACGUUGCUAGCUCUGCGUUCUCUCUGUCUGGACGUCACGAGACUGGACCUGAUCCAUUUCAGCAACCGACAAACGUAUUCACUGCGCGAUUUCGACUUGGAGCAGCAGAAAACGCGCGCUCAGGUCACUUACCAACUCGCGGGUUUCUCGGCCAACUUCUUAGUGGCCAACAAGAUCGCCGCCGACCACAAAAUGACCUUCAUGGAGCGAGCGGCGUUACGGAAGCAAUGCCGCACACUCACGAGUUUCCUGCGUCUGGUAGAUUUUCUAACCAUCGACGCAACUAUCCAACUCACCGUUCGGUCCUUCCAGCAACUUUACGCCAUUCUCGCAGCUGGGAAAGCGCAACUCACUGGAACGCCAGCACCUCCAGCACCGGUGACUCAGACGAACGGUAAAAAUCCAGGAAAAUCCGGUCAGGCGAGUGCAGCUCCGCCAUUCACUGCUAUCUUCGCGGUAUCUGUGGAGAUGGAUUCUGCCACUUCAGCUCUAAACGCCACACCGAACCACGACGCGUGGAACGGAGCCCUCCAACGAGCUCUGAAAGAAGCUUUGCGUAUGGUGGAGACGCCAGCGCGUCAUCUAGGACACGAAUCGCUGGCUCCGUACACUACCGCGAGUGCUGAAGACGAAGGCAAAGACGUGUGGUCGGUGGAGCAACUUAACGUGGCGUUGAUACUUAACGAAGACGCCAAGUUCAGUUUGCUGACGAACGACAUUUUCGUGGCGCUGGACGAGGCGUUCGAGGCUGUUGAGGAAUACAUGGACGUGUUCAGCCCCUUCCACCAGAUUUACGCCGAGAACGAAGGCCAGGUGACGCAUCUCAUGGAGACGUACGCGACUGCUCCCUUGGAUUUUUUCUCGGAAUCCGUCGAGAAGUACAGAUCCCAAAGUCAGUCGUUCACUGAGAUUCCGGACGCUGCGACUGUCGGGAUCUUCCGAGUGGAUUCUUCCGAGUUUAAGAGUCGACUGCUUCCGAAUCCUGAGAAGUGUAUCCUUGGAAUCCGAACUCUGAUCCCGAAACUGAUGAAGAAAACCAGCACCGAAUUACUCGAGACGUUGAACGAUUUGUCGCCCGUCGCGUUCUCCACGCCGUCCACACCUGAUGCGUUCGUGAAUAAAGUGGUGCAUAUGUCUAAAGUCAGUACCUUGCUCCCAGAUUUAAAAAGUAGAUACCGUCGCGUCUACGAGAUUGGCGUUCUGAUGGACAAUUACGACUGGCGUGUCCCGGAUGAUAUCAAAGAGGAUAUUAUCCUCAUGAAGGAAGGCGUGUUGAGUCUGGAGGGCACGGUGACUCGCUUCGAAGGGGAAAUUGACUCCGAGACAGCGCGCUUCUCUCAGAUUAUUCUGGAUAGUAUCUCGCCGUUGAACCGGAAUGCGCAGAUGUUACUAGAAAAACUGGAUCAUCCGAAGCUAUCAACGAUCAAAACGCCGAUGAAUGAGGCGCUGUCGUUCCUCCAAGCGCAGGAAGAUUCGCUCAACCAAAUUGUGGAAGAAUCCAAAAUGCUGGCCAUGUUCCAAACGCAAUUGAAGCAAAGCGUGAGUGAGUUUAGCGAAAUCAACGAAGUGGCGGCACAUUUCGAGCUCAAAAUGAAGCUCUGGAGUGGCCUGGACACGUGGCAGAAGCUCGCAGUCUCGUACUCAGACACAAUCUUCGACGAUAUCGACGUAGCGGCCAUCAGUAAACAGGUGCAGAUGUACGUAAAGGUGGCGUAUCAAGCGCAGAAGCAGCUGCCAGGCAACGAAGCUGCGGAUUUAUUGCAGCGAGAAGUGGAGAAAUUCAAGCUCGUCCUCCCCGUGGUGACCGAUUUACGCUCGUCGUCGCUAAAAGACCGACACUGGGAUCAAAUCCACGCUGCUUUGGGGUUCCAGAUGAAAGGAGAGAGUAGUAUGACGUUGGGUGGGCUAAUCAAGCGAAACGUGAUGAAACAUGGCGAGACUAUCAGCGCUGUGGCUGUAUCUGCCCAACAAGAAGCGGUGCUCGAAGAAAUGCUCAAGAAAGUCACGGAUGCGUGGGCUACGACCGAGUUUGAGGUCAAGCCGUACAAAGAAUCCAAGGAUGUGUUCGUGCUGGGCAGUGUGGAGGAGGUCACUGCGAAGUUGGAUGACUCGAUCGUGACGAUCAGUACCAUUAUGGGCUCUCGCUUUAUCGGUGCGAUUCAGGAGGAAGUGGAAGGCUGGAGGAAGAAGCUCGUUACUCUACAGGAGACACUGGACGAGUGGCUGCUGGUGCAGAAGAACUGGAUGUAUCUGGAGAAUAUCUUCUCGGCUCCAGAUAUUCAGAGACAGUUACCGGAUGCCUCAAAGAUUUUCAGUCACGUGGACGCGUCGUGGAAGACAAUUAUGCGUCGUACAAAUGAGAAUCCACACGUGUUGGCGUCGGGAACGUUCCCUGGGAUCAAAGAAACCUUGCAGCAGCACAAUGCGCAUUUGGAUAAAAUCCAGAAAAACCUCGAGGAUUAUCUCGAGACGAAGCGGAUGGCAUUUCCUAGAUUUUACUUUUUAUCCAACGACGAAUUGUUGGAAAUCCUCGCGCAGUCUAAAAAUCCACAAGCCGUGCAGCCACAUCUGCGCAAAUGCUUCGAGAAUCUAGUCAAACUGGAUUUUGGAGAUAUCCCCGGUAGUGUGGACAUGCUCGCCAUGUAUUCGUCCGAGAACGAGCGAGUUCCGCUCGGUAAAAACUUGAAAGCGCGAGGAAACGUCGAGGACUGGCUCAAGGCACUGGAAGUGAGUAUGAAGCAGUCCAUCUACAAGCUAAUGAAGGCUGGAUUACUCGACUACGACUCAAAGCAGCGCUCGGUGUGGGUCUGCGAUCAUCCUGGACAAGUUGUGGCUACGGUGGCUCAGAUGACGUGGGCGAGAAGCACUGAAGAAGCGCUUAAGAGUGAAAAUCCAGUGCAGGAGAUGCACGCGUGGUACAAACGCAAUCUGUACGAGCUGAACGAGCUUAUCGUGAAAAUCCGCGGAGAUCUCAGCUCUCUGGAGCGCAAAGUGAUCGUGGCGUUGGUGACGACUGACGUGCAUGCGCGCGACAUUGUGGAGAGUUUGUGGACCGAGAAAGUGGACUCGGUGGGGAAUUUUAUCUGGCAGCAGCAGCUUCGGUACUAUUGGGACGCCCAGGCGGACGAUGUGCUUAUCCGACAUUCGGAUUCUGUUAUCCAGUAUGGGUACGAGUAUAUGGGCGCUACGUCUCGUUUAGUGAUCACACCGCUUACGGAUCGCUGCUGGAUGACGCUCACGGGGGCGUACGGGAUGAAGCUGGGCGCUGCUCCUGCUGGACCUGCAGGGACCGGGAAAACCGAGAGUAGUAAAGACCUGGCCAAAGCGAUGGCCAUCCAGUGUGUCGUGUUUAACUGCAGUGACCAGAUCGACUAUAAAAUGAUGGGGAAGCUGUUCCGAGGCCUCGCUCAGGCCGGGAACUGGACGUGUCUGGACGAGUUUAACCGCAUUGACAUCGAAGUGUUAUCCGUGGUGGCACAGCAACUGCUUAUCCUGCGUGAAGGUCGUAUACAGGGUAAGGAGCACAUUAACUUCAUGGGCAUCGAGAUCUUACUUAAGGAUCACCACGUUAUCGUGACGAUGAAUCCUGGUUAUGCUGGUCGCACCGAGCUUCCGGAUAACCUUAAGGUGUGUUUCCGACCCGUAUCCAUGAUGGUACCGGAUUACGCGCUUAUCGCGGAAAUUAUGCUGUUUGCGGAGGGGUUCGGCGACGCUCGUACGCUGUCUCGUAAGAUGUGUAAGCUGUAUAUCCUCUGCAGUGAGCAGCUCUCUCAGCAGCCUCACUACGACUACGGGCUUCGAGCUGUCAAGUCCGUGCUGGUGAUGGCCGGGUCCCUUAAACGUGCUAAUCCUGACUUAAACGAGGACGUCACGCUUAUUCGCGCUCUCCGAGACAGCAACAUCCCCAAGUUCCUAGCAGACGAUCUGCCGCUCUUCCACGCUAUCGUGCUCGACUUGUUCCCAGGCACCGACAUCCCUCCGAACGACUACGGAGAGCUGCAAGCCUCUCUCGAAGAGGAAAUUUCACAAGCAGGAUUACAAAAAGUGUCCACGUACGUCACCAAAGUCAUUCAACUGUUUGAUAUCUUCAACGUCCGCUUCGGAGGGACACUGGUGGGUCCAACGGGGGCGGGGAAGACCUCGUGCUACCGAACACUGCAGUCCACUAUGACGUCUCUGCGUGCUAAAGGGUCCAAGAAUCCAGUCUACCAGACGGUCCACGCUCGAGUGCUCAACCCCAAGUGUAUCUCCAUGGGGGAAUUGUACGGAGAGUUCAACGAAGCGACUCAGGAGUGGCACGACGGCUUGGCUUCUACGAUCAUGCGUGAAGCUGUGGCGGACGAGUCCUCGGACGUCAAGUGGACGGUGUUUGACGGACCUAUCGACGCCCUGUGGAUCGAGAACAUGAACACGGUUCUGGACGACAACAUGACGCUGUGUCUCGCCAAUGGAGAGCGCAUUAAGCUCAAGAACGAGAUGAAAAUGCUGUUCGAGGUCAUGGAUCUGGCGGUGGCGUCUCCUGCGACGGUGAGUCGGAUUGGUGUGGUCUACAUGACUGCCGCGGAUCUCGGCUGGAUGCCGUUCGUCCAGACGUGGAUGGAGAGGGAAUUGCCGUCAGAUUUCCCGUCUGAAGGGCUCAAGCGACUCGAGUUGCUUAUCACAAAUUACGUGGACAAAUGUAUCCAAUUUGUGCGUAGAAAGAGCUUUGAGCUGGUCCCGACGGUGGAUAUGAACUUGGCAACGAGUUUGUGUCGCUUGUUUGCGUCUCUCUUCAGUCCUGAGAAUGGCGUGAGGUAUUUAGAAAUGAAGAGCGACGAGAUGCUCGAGCUGCUGGACAAAGUGUUCGCGUUCUCUCUCUUCUGGUCUGUGGGGGCGACGAUGACGAUGGACACGCACGAACAGUUCGACAGCUUCGCGCGCGAGUUGAUGACCGAGGCCAAGCUCAAUAUCCCGAAUGCUGGGCUGGUAUUUGACUACUUUGUGGACAUUGAGCAGACCAAAUUCCGCGCGUGGAGUGAAGUGGUCCCAAAAUUUGUGUACAAUGCCCAAAUUCCGUACUUCAAGAUGACCGUCGCGACGCCAGACUCGGUUCGCUUCACCUUUUUGUUGCGCACUUUAACUGCAGCCAAGCGCCCAGCAUACGUCACGGGCGUCACAGGCACAGGCAAGACGGUAAUUGUCCAGGAUUUACUGCAAGAGCUGACGUCAGGCCCCCUGAUCUCAACUGGAGAUAACGCAGAAAAUGGCGAAAAUUCCUUCGCCCCAGCGUCAAAUUUCAUGACAAUUUUCAUCAAUUUCUCGGCGCAAACGUCGUCGCUAGUGACGCAGAUGACGAUCGAGAAUAAACUCGAAAAGAAGCGUAAAAAUCUACUGGGGCCCGUAGCGGGGAAGCGUAUGAUCAUCUUCGUAGACGACGUCAACCUACCAGCCGUCGAGGAGUACGGCGCCCAAGCCCCAAUCGAAUUAUUGCGUCAAUUUCUGGAUUUCGGUGGAUUUUACGACCGCGAUAAAUUAUUCUGGAAAGACAUUGCAGACACCAUGUUACUGGCAGCUGCGGCGCCCGCUGGAGGUGGGAGAUCGCACUGCACCCCUCGCUUCGUACGCCACUUCCACGUCUUGAGCAUGUAUCCGGCAGGUGAGACGUCUUUGAAGCUCAUUUUUGCAUCAAUUCUUGGAGGUUUUCUGGAGAAAUUCGCUCCAUCUGUAAAGGCCAUGAAAGACGGGAUAAUCUCCAGUGUUAUUGAGAUCUACAACCGCGUGGCACUCGAGUUAUUACCCACGCCGAAUAAAUUCCACUACACAUUUAACCUGCGCGACGUGUCGAAAGUUUCCCAGGGAAUUCUCAUGAUCACGCCGUCCAAAUGUCCCGAUGCAGACUCGAUGAACCGCUUGUGGGUGCACGAGGCCUCCCGCGUGUUCCAAGACCGCCUUAUUAACGCCAGUGACCAAGUGUGGUUCGAAGAGCUCGUGUGCGCUUUACUGCAGCGUUUUUUCAACUGUAGCUGGUCACGAGAGACGCUCUUCCACGCUCCGUGUCCUCUGACUUUCGGCGAUUUCUUCAAACCGGGGACGCCCACGCCCCUGUACGAACACUGCAACGAUGUGGCCAAAGUGACCAAGAUCAUGGACGAUUUCCUGGAGAAUUACAACGUUUCUUUCGCCAAUAAAAUGAACCUCGUGUUCUUCCGAGACGCCAUCGCGCAUUUAUCAAGAUUGGUGCGGAUUCUACGCCAACCUCGAGGCAACGCGAUGCUCAUUGGCGUCGGUGGGAGCGGGAAACAAUCGCUCGCUCGUCUCGGCGCGUUCAUGGUGGAAGCCAAGUGCGUUCAGAUCGAGAUCACGCGCGGAUACGGCACCAACGAGUUCCACGAAGACCUCAAGAAACUCAUGAUCAGUGCCGGCGUGGGGGGCCAGUCCACAGUCUUUCUAUUCACUGACAGUCAGAUUGUCGAAGAGAGUUUCUUGGAAGACAUCAACAAUGUUUUAAACAGCGGAGAAGUGCCCAAUCUCUUCCCUCAGGACGAAAUGGACCGCAUUAUCGCCGACAUGCGACCUAUAGUUAAAGCCAUAGAGAUCCCCGAGACUCGAGACAAUUGCGUUGCCACAUUUAUCGAGCGAGUGCGCAAUUAUCUGCACAUUGUCUUGGCCAUGUCGCCAGUGGGCUCAGCUCUUCGCGUGCGCUGUCGAGCCUUCCCGUCGCUCAUCAAUUGCUGUACGAUCGACUGGUACAUGAACUGGCCGCGCGAAGCUCUGCAGUCGGUGGCUGAUCGACUGCUCGCCGGCGUGUCCUUGCCCUCGGAGGACGUGCGUACAGCGCUCGUCGACAUGUGCUCCAUCGUCCACACAACGUCCAACGACUUCGGCGACGAGUUCCUGUCGCAACUGCAGCGAUACGUGUACACUACGCCCAAAAGUUACCUCGAUCUCAUCGGACUAUACUUGAAAAUGUUACAGGAGAAACGUGCCGUGUUGCAGACGACCAAGAGCCGCAUGGAAGUGGGCGUCAACAAGCUCGAGGAGACCAACAGCAUCGUGGACUCGUUAAAGUCCGAAUUGAUCGAGUUGCAGCCCAUUCUGGCCAAAAAAGCCGUCGAAGCCGAGGAAUUACUCAAGCGCGUGUCAGACGAGGCUACAGUCACCAAGCAGGCCGAAGAAGUGGCAGUCGUCCAGGCUGACGCGCAGAAAGAUCUGGAUGUGGCGAUGCCGGCUCUUAACAACUCGAUCAAAGCUCUGGAUAGUCUAUCCAAGAACGACAUUACAGAGGUGAAGUCCUUCGCGAAGCCUCCGGAGGCUGUCGAGACGGUCAUGAACGCGGUGUGUCUGCUGUUCAACGAGAAGCAAAGCUGGGACUCCGCCAAGAAAAUCCUCAGCGACGUGACGUUUCUGGAUAAACUCAAGAACUUUGACAAGGAUAAUAUCCCCGCGGCGACCUUGAAGAAACUCAGUAAGGCUGUGUCGGAGCCGGGUAUGGCCGUGGAGGUGGUGGCCAAAGUGUCCAAGGCGGCGACGUCGCUGUGUAUGUGGGUGCACGCCAUGGACGUGUACUCGAAAGUGGCCAAGGAAGUGGGUCCGAAAAAGGAAAAUCUGGAACGGAUGAACCAGAAAUUAGCCGAAGCUAACGCGAUUCUGAGCCAAAAACAGGACGAACUGCGCGUCGUCAACGAGAAUGUGGCGAUGCUGGAGAAGCAGUGCAAAGACACUCUGGACGAGAAGGAUAAGCUCGCAAACGACGCGGCGGUGACCGAAAAGCGCCUCGUCCGUGCUGAGAAACUCAUUUCCGGACUGUCAGUUGAAGGAGCUCGUUGGAAAGAGAGUGUGGCGUCCUUGUCGGAGUCGAUUUUGGCGCUUAUUGGGGAUACGUUCCUAGCUGCGGCCUGUAUUUCCUACUACGGGCCUUUUACGGGGGGCUUUCGGCAGCGGAUUGUGGACCAGUGGGUCUCUCAGACUCAGGAACUUCAUAUCCCGUGCUCGUCAGGUUACAGUCUUUCAACUACACUCGGUAGCCCAGUGGAGGUGCGUGAAUGGCAGCUGAACGGGCUCCCCACAGACUCCACGUCAACCGAUAACGCCAUCUUAGUGACUCGAGGCGAGCGGUGGCCGCUGAUGAUCGAUCCACAGGGUCAAGCGAACAAGUGGAUUAAGAAAACCCUAUUUCCAAAUCUAGAAACGACUAAAAUGACCAACGCCAACUUGUUGCGGUCAUUGGAGACUUGUAUCCGGAACGGUAAGGCCUUGUUGAUUGAAGAUAUUGACGAGACGCUGGAGCCGUCGCUAGAGCCAAUCUUACAGAAAGCCAUCUACAAACAAGGCGGACGGGUGUUGAUCCGUCUGGGCGAUUCAGAUGUGGACUACGAUCCCAAUUUUAAGCUGUUUCUGACUACGAAACUUCCGAAUCCGCAUUACCUUCCGGAAGUUUAUAUCAAGGUGACCGUCAUUAACUUCACAGUGACCAUGGAUGGGCUGGAAGACCAGCUUCUAGGCGACGUGGUGCGUCAUGAACGUCCAGAUAUUGAAGAGAAGAAGAACCGGCUGGUUGUGACGAUGGCACAGGAUAAGAAACAGCUUAAGGAAAUCGAAGACCGUAUCCUGAAACAACUCUCCGAGUCUUCAGGAAACGUUCUAGAUGAUCAAGACCUCAUCGACACGCUGCAGUCAUCCAACGUCACGUCUCGUAUCAUUAAGGAGCGUGUUCUAGAAUCUGAAAGCACAGAGAUCGAGAUCAACCGCGCAAGAGAAGAAUACCGCUGCGUGGCUACACGAGGGUCGAUUAUCUACUUUGUGGUCGCCAAUCUCGCGCUAAUCGACCCCAUGUACCAGUACUCGCUGCCGUUCUUCCAGCGUUUAUUCAACAUCUGCUUCGACGAGGCUCCCAAGGCCGACACGUUGCAGAAGCGGCUGACAAACCUCAUCGACUUCCAGACUCGAUACAUCUACGUGAAUAUCUGUCGAGGGCUCUUCGAAGUGCACAAAGUGCUCUUCUCGAUGCUCAUCUGCUGUAAAAUCCUGCUGCAUUCCGGUAAGAUAUCGGCGCGUGAGUGGAGUUUGUAUCUCCGUGGGGCCCCACCAGGUGCCGAUCGCUCGACCCAGCAGCCAAACCCGCAGCCGUCGCACAUCACUGAGGCUCAAUGGGACUUGAUCUCGGAACUGGAGACCGUCGUAACUGGAUAUAUCGAGACUACAGAAGGCGAGAGGACGGAGGUCCAGGCCUUCCAAGGACUCGGUACGUCCUUGACCAAUGUCUGGCCACGUUGGCUAGCUUGGCUCGACGAUCCGAAAUUCCUGUCAAACCCGAAUUCUUGUCCCGGAAACUUCGGAUCAGUACUAAACGCGUUCCAGAAAGUGUUGCUACUGCGAGGAUUAGCCGAGGAGAAAGUGCCUCAGUCGGUGCUUAACAUGAUUUCGGCCGAGAUGGGGGCGGAGUUUGGUCGCAACGCUUCGACGACGAUGGAGGAGAUCUACAACGACACAGACCGUAAGACUCCGUGCAUCUUCGUGCUCUCAGCGGGUGCUGAUCCGACGGGGAUGCUGCUUCGAUUCGCCAAGGAAAUGUCGUUCAUCGAGCGUCUGCAUCUCAUUUCUCUGGGCCAAGGACAAGGCCCACGAGCCGAGAAACUCAUCGAGAGCAGCCAAGGUUCGGGCGACUGGGUGCUGCUGCAGAACUGCCAUUUGGCCAAGUCCUGGAUGCCCAAACUGGAGAAACUGGUGGAAGAUAUGGGCCAGCGGACGGACGAGCAGUGCCAAGCCACGUUCCGUCUCUUCCUGACCAGUUUCCCGGCCGCGUAUUUCCCCGUGACAGUGCUGCAAAACGGCAUCAAACUCACGAACGAGCCGCCCAAAGGAAUCCGCGCGAACCUGCUCCGAUCGUUCAACACGUUGCUGUCCGACGAAGUGCUCGAGAGCUUCCGCUAUCUCGGCAGCUUUGACUCUGGCGAGGCGAAAGAGCACGUGUGGAAGUCGCUGCUUUGUGCACUCACCUUCUUCCACGCGAUCGUCCAGGAGCGACGCAAGUUCGGAGCUCUGGGCUGGAAUAUCAAGUACGAGUUCAACGAUACCGACUUGGAGACGUCACUGGCGAGUCUUCGGAAGUUCUUGGAGGAACAACCGAUCAUUCCCUGGGACGCUUUGCGGUAUGUCACGGGCCAGAUCAACUACGGAGGACGCGUGACGGACGACUGGGACCGCCGCUGUCUUACGAGUAUACUCAGUAACUUUUACACCCCCGACGUGCUGGCUUCGGGCCACGCGUACUCGACGUCGGGUCUGUAUCACGUGCCCAAAGAGCUCUCGCACUCGAGUGUUCAGUCGUAUCUCAGCGCUCUACCAGCUUUCGACAAUCCCGAACUCUUCGGGAUGCACGAGAACGCCAACGUCACAUACGAACGCAACGAAAGCGCCAACAUGAUGCAGUUGAUCUUGAGUCUCGAGCCGCGAGACGGAGGCGGCGGCGGCGGCAAGUCGAACGAUCAGCGAGUUCUAGAUCUGGCCCUCUCUAUUCAAGAACACCUCCCAGCCGACCUCAACGUGAAAGAGGCUGGACCCACGACGUUCAAGACUCGAGACGUGGCUGGGACUGUCGUCAUGGACUCGUUGGCCACCGUCUUGGGCCAAGAAGUCAUCAAGUUCAACACACUGCUGCGACGUAUGCGCUCGUCCUUGAGAGACAUCCAGAAGGCCAUCAACGGCCUCAUCGUCAUGUCCUCAGAGCUGGAUAACAUGUACACUGCCUUCUUGAACGGCAAGGUCCCGCAGCUCUGGUCUUCCGUCGGCUUUGCGUCCUUGAAGCCUCUCGCGUCGUGGGUCCGCGACUUACUCGACCGCGUCUCGUUCUUCCGCCAAUGGCUACUCCAUGGCGAACCGGUUGUGUUCCAGCUUAACGUCUUCUUCUUCCCGCAAGGAUUCAUGACUGGCACCUUGCAGAACUUCGCUCGAAAGUAUCAGACUGCCAUCGACUCGUUGGCCUUCACCUUCACCGUCCUGGACGUCGAGAACGCGCAGCAACUCACUCAGAGCCCCACCGACGGCAUUUACGUUGACGGACUCUGGUUACAAGGAGCCAAGUGGUCUCCGUCGCGUCGUCUCCUUGAAGACGCCAAGCCUGGAGAAAUGUUCUCUGCCAUGUCCAUCGUCCACUUCCUUCCUGCUACUUCAGCGGUGGCAAGUUCCCCCACACUAAGUCCAGGUGUCAUGAUGUACCCAUGUCCAGUGUACAAGACGUCGGUGAGGCAAGGAACGCUGUCGACCACUGGCAUCUCCACCAACUACGUCAUAGCAGUGCAGCUUCCCAGUGAUAAGCCACCCAACUACUGGGUCAUGAUGGGCGCGGCCUUCUUGCUUAACCUGGAUAACUAA
Phytophthora infestans T30-4 is the source of this 12294-nucleotide messenger RNA. Its product is annotated as dynein heavy chain. Gene Ontology annotation, biological process: microtubule-based movement. Lineage: Eukaryota; Oomycota; Peronosporomycetes; Peronosporales; Peronosporaceae. The transcript has 3 exons. Gene Ontology annotation, molecular function: ATP hydrolysis activity; dynein intermediate chain binding; ATP binding. The record is from RefSeq and is a predicted model, not a curated record. The coding region runs from base 1 to 12294 and encodes 4097 amino acids. Gene Ontology annotation, cellular component: dynein complex.